This is a messenger RNA of Pteropus alecto (black flying fox), 5334 nucleotides long. It is a transcript of the gene NISCH, whose product is annotated as nischarin. The record is from RefSeq and is a predicted model, not a curated record. Gene Ontology annotation, cellular component: cytoplasm. Bases 51 to 4724 code for a protein of 1557 amino acids. The transcript has 22 exons. NCBI's taxonomy places the organism in Eukaryota, Metazoa, Chordata, Mammalia, Chiroptera, Pteropodidae. Gene Ontology annotation, molecular function: protein kinase binding; phosphatidylinositol binding; integrin binding.
CCGCCCCCUGCUGCUGCCAGUCUGCGCCGGGCGGCGGAGGAGCCCGGAACAUGGCGGCUGCGGCGUGCAGCUUCGUGGCCGAGCGGGAGGCUGAGCCGGCCAAAGUGGCGCGCGUCGUGGGCUCUGAGCUUGUGGACACGUAUACGGUUUAUAUCAUCCAGGUCACUGAUGGGAACCAUGAAUGGACAGUCAAGCACCGCUAUAGCGACUUCUAUGACUUACAUGAAAAGCUUGUUGCAGAGAAGAAGAUUGAUAAAAAUCUACUUCCUCCCAAAAAGAUAAUUGGGAAAAACUCAAGAAGCUUGGUGGAAAAGAGGGAGAAAGAUUUGGAGAUCUACCUCCAGACACUGCUGACCACCUUCCCUGGUGUAGCCCCCAGAGUGCUGGCCCAUUUCUUGCAUUUUCAGUUCUAUGAGAUAAAUGGCAUCACUGCAGCACUGGCCGAGGAGCUCUUUGAAAAAGGUGAACAGCUUCUGGUGGCUGGUGAGGUCUUUGCCAUUGGGCCUCUACAGCUCUAUGCUGUCACCGAGCAGCUGCAGCAGGGAAAGCCCACAUGUGCCAGUGGGGAUGCCAAGACUGACCUCGGACACAUUCUGGACUUCACGUGUCGCCUUAAGUACCUUAAGGUUUCUGGCACAGAAGGACCUUUUGGGACCAGCAACAUUCAGGAGCAUCUCCUGCCUUUUGAUCUGUCAAUAUUUAAGUCACUUCAUCAGGUGGAGAUAAGUCACUGUGAUGCCAAGCACAUCCGGGGGCUGGUUGUGUCGAAGCCCACCUUAGCCACAAUGAGUGUCCGCUUCUCAGCAACCUUGAUGAAGGAAGUCCUCGUUCCUGAAGCCUCAGAAUUUGAUGAGUGGGAGCCAGAAGGCACAGCCCUGGAAGGCCCUGUGACUGCGAUCAUCCCCACUUGGCAAGCUCUGACCACCUUAGACCUGAGCCACAACAGCAUCUCUGAGAUCGACGAGUCUGUGAAACUGAUUCCAAAGAUUGAGUUCCUGGACCUGAGUCACAAUGGAGUGCUAGUAGUGGACAACCUGCAGCACCUGUACAACCUUGUGCACCUGGAUCUGUCCUACAACAAGCUCUCCUCCUUGGAGGGGGUUCACACCAAACUGGGGAACAUCAAAACUCUGAACCUGGCAGGCAACCUCCUGGAGAGUCUGAGUGGUCUGCACAAGCUCUACUCCUUGGUCAACCUGGAUCUCAGCAAUAACAGAAUCGAACAGAUGGAGGAGGUCAGGAGCAUAGGCAGCCUCCCAUGUCUGGAGCACGUGGUUCUGCUGAACAACCCUCUGAGCAUCAUCCCUGACUACCGAACCAAAGUGCUGGCUCAGUUCGGAGAGAGGGCCUCUGAGGUCUGUCUGGACAACACAAUGACCACAGAGAAGGAGCUGGACACUGUGGAAGUGCUAAAAGCCAUUCAGAAAGCCAAGGAGGUCAAGUCCAAACUGAGCAAUCCUGAGAAGAAGGUCAGUGAGGAUUGCCGGCUCUCAGCUGCUCCCUGUGUCAGACCCAGCAGCUCCCCUCCCACCGUGGCUCCCAGCUCCACCUCUCUGCCCCAGCCUAUCCUCUCCAACCAAGGAAUCAUGUUUGUGCAAGAGGAGGCCCUGGCCAGCAGCCUCUCGUCCACUGACAGUCUUAAUCCUGAGGACCGGCCCAUUGCCCGGGGAUGCUCUGAUUCCUUGGAGUCCAUCCCUGCCGGACAGUUUGGGACACAGUAUGACUCUGGCACCUUCUCUGUGGCUGCUGCUGAGGGUUCCGGAGCUUCUUCAUGUGUCCUGGGAAGAGAGGAGGAAGGCAAGUGUGGGGCACCUUCCGAUGAUUUAAGGGACGUAUCCGGAGCUGUUGGUGGCACAAGCACAGAGCAUGUGGAGCCUGAGGUCCAGGUGGUGCCUGGCUCUGGCCAGAUCAUCUUUCUACCCUUCACCUGCAUUGGCUACACAGCCACCAACCAGGACUUCAUCCAGCGCCUCAGCACACUCAUCCGGCAGGCCAUCGAGCGGCAGCUGCCUGCCUGGAUCGAGGCUGCCAAUCAACGGGAGGAGGGCCAAGGCGAGCAAGGCGAGGAUGACGAGGAGGAGGAGGAUGUUGCUGAGAACCGCUACUUUGAAAUGGGACCCCCAGACCUGGAGGAAGAAGAGGAGGGAGGCCGGGGAGAGGAGGAGGAGGAAGAGGAGGGUGAGGAGGAGCGCCUGGCCCUGGAGUGGGCCCUGGGUGCAGAUGAGGACUUCCUGCUGGAGCACAUUCGCAUCCUCAAAGUGCUGUGGUGCUUCCUGAUCCAUGUGCAGGGUAGCAUCCGCCAGUUUGCUGCCUGCCUUGUUCUCACUGACUUUGGCAUCGCUGUUUUCGAGAUCCCGCACCAGGAGUCAAGGGGCAGCAGCCAGCACAUCCUCUCAUCCCUGCGCUUCGUCUUCUGCUUCCCACAUGGCGACCUCACUGAGUUCGGCUUCCUCAUGCCGGAGCUGUGUCUGGUGCUCAAGGUGCGGCACAGCGAGAACACACUUUUCAUCAUCUCGGAUGCCGCCAACCUGCAUGAGUUCCAUGUCGACCUGCGCUCGUGCUUUGCCCCGCAGCACAUGGCCAUGUUGUGCAGCCCCGUGCUCUAUGGCAGCCACACCAGCCUGCAGGAGUUCCUCCGCCAGCUGCUCACCUUCUACAAGGUGGCAGGUGGCUGCCAGGAGCGCAGCCAGGGCUGCUUCCCUGUCUACCUGGUCUACAGCGACAAGCGGAUGGUGCAGACAGCAGCUGGGGACUACUCAGGCAACAUUGAGUGGGCCAGCUGCACGCUCUGCUCAGCAGUGCGGCACUCCUGCUGUGCACCCUCUGAGGCCGUCAAGUCUGCCACUAUCCCCUAUUGGCUGCUACUCACACCCCAGCACCUCAACGUCAUCAAGGCUGACUUCAACCCCAUGCCCAACCGUGGCACCCACAACUGUCGCAACCGCAACAGCUUCAAGCUUAGCCGCGUACCACUCUCCACUGUGCUGCUGGACCCCACACGCAGCUGCACCCAGCCUCGUGGCGCCUUUGCUGACGGCCAUGUGCUGGAGCUGCUCGUGGGCUACCGCUUUGUCACCGCCAUCUUUGUGCUGCCCCAUGAGAAGUUUCACUUCCUGCGCAUCUACAACCAGCUGCGGGCCUCUCUGCAGGACCUGAAGACUGUAGUCAUCGCCAAGACCCCUGUGACUGGGGACCAGUCCCAGAGCCGCCUUGUGGAUGGCCAGCUUGCUAAGGGCAGGGCCAGAUGCAGCAAUGACCAGCAUCUUCAGGAGGCCCUGACAGAGGCUCCAGCCCCAGCCCUAGCCCCAGUGGAGGCGUCGGUCCCGACCCCCGUGGAGGUCCCUGCUCUGGACCGGGCAGAAGCCUCAGCCCCAGAGGAGACCCUAGCAGAGACCCCAGCUCCAGCCCCAGCGGAGGCCUCGAUGCCAGCUUUGGUUCCAGUGGAGACUCCAGCAGAGGCCUUAACGCCAGUGGCAACUUCAGCCCCAGCGGAGGCCCUGGCACAAACGGAGGCCUCCACCCAGUAUCCAAGCGAGCACCUGAUCCAGUCCACCUCGGAGGAGAAUCAGAUCCCUUCGCACUUGCCCGCCUGCCCGUCACUCCGGCACAUUGCCAGCCUGCGGGGGAGAGCCAUCAUCGAGUUCUUCCACAGCAGCAUUGCUGAGGUGGAAAAUGAAGAGCUGAGGCACCUCAUGUGGUCCUCAGUGGUGUUCUACCAGACCCCGGGGCUGGAAGUGACCGCCUGCAUGCUGCUUUCCACCAAGGCCGUGUACUUUGUGCUGCACGACGGCCUCCGCCGCUACUUCUCAGAGCCACUGCAGGAUUUCUGGCAUCAGAAAAACACUGACUACAACAACAGUCCCUUUCACAUCUCUCAGUGCUUUGUUUUAAAACUCAGCGACCUACAAACAGUCAACGUUGGGCUUUUUGACCAGUAUUUCCGGCUGACGGGCUCCUCCCCGAUGCAAGUGGUGACAUGCUUGACUCGGGACAGCUACCUGACACACUGCUUCCUCCAGCACCUCAUGGCCGUGCUCUCCUCCCUGGAACGCACACCCUCGCCUGAGCCUGUCGACAAGGACUUCUACUCUGAGUUUGGGAACAAGACUACAGGGAAGAUGGAGAACUAUGAGCUGAUCCACUCAAGCCGCGUCAAGUUCACCUACCCCAGCGAGGAGGAGAUUGGGGACCUAACGUUCAUCGUGGCCCAGAAGAUGGCUGACCCAGAGAGGGCACCAGCCCUCAGCAUCCUGCUGUAUGUGCAGGCCUUCCAGGUGGGCACACCGCCACCUGGGCGCUGUAGGGGCAUGCUGCGCCCCAAAACGCUCCUGCUCACCAGCGCCGAGAUCUUCCUCCUGGACGAGGACUUCGUCCACUAUCCACUGCCUGAGUUUGCCAAAGAGCCGCCACAGAGAGACCGGUACCGGCUAGAUGAUGGCCGCCGUGUCCGGGACCUGGACCGUGUGCUCAUGGGCUACCAGACCUACCCUCAGGCUCUUACCCUUGUUUUUGAUGAUGUGCAGGGCCACGACCUCAUGGGCAACGUCACCAUGGAUCACUUUGGGGAGGUACCAGGUGGCCUAGCCAGAGCUGGCCAGGGCCGUGAAGUCCAGUGGCAAGUGUUUGUCCCCAGUGCUGAGAGCCGUGAGAAGCUCAUCUCGCUCUUGGCCCGCCAGUGGGAGGCCCUUUGUGGCCGGGAGCUGCCCGUUGAGCUCACUGGCUAACCCAGGCCGCAGCCAGCUCUUGCUGCCCUCCAUGUCCAGGCUAGUGUCUGCUCAGUGCAGAGAAGCAGGCUCCCUUCAUUAUUUUUAAUAUGAUUUCUCCUCCCUUUUGGUACCUUCAUUUGACUUCCUCCCAGAAAAUAUGAACAUUACAUGUCCAGUUGAUUCUUUCUAAUUCUGAGAGUGAAAGUGUCAGUCCCUCCAGGGCCUCUGUGUGCCAUUAUCCUCCCAUGCAUCUGUUAGCUGCCCCUGGUGCAGCGUGGCUGGGCACAGCAGUGUUGUGUCUUCUGUCAUAGAACUGUUGUUAACACAUCGUGUCAUGGGUUCUUUCUUGAAAUGUCAAGUCCAGUCUUGUUGCUGUUGCUGUCAUUGUGGGCAUUUGCUGCUAAUCAUGAAGCUGGCAGCAAAACGCACAUUGGAAGUUCCCACCCUGUGCAGUUUUCCAAAGUGGAGGCUUCUCCUGGUCCAGACAAGUGGGAGAGCCCCGUCGGGGGCAGGGCUCCCCCGGCCUUGGAGCUAAAAGGGAUGGGGACACAGGACCUAGAGCUGCCAGCACCAAGUGUGAUUCCUGUUGCCUAUUUUCUCUAGUCCAAUAAAGUGGCGUUUGACGCAG